AUGAUCUACCAAAUAUUCUUCAAGGGAGUUGAAAUCAGCCGUCUAGAUCACCUUGUUCUGACGGUCUGAGAUUUAAAGAGAAACAAAGUUUUCUACUCCUCAGUCUUGGGAAUGGGGGUGGUUACAUUUAAGGGAGACCGUAAGGCCUUAAGCUUUGGAGAGCAAAAAUUUAAUCUACAUGAAGUUGGCAAAGAGUUUGAGCCAAAGGCCAAUAAUCCUAUGCCAGGCUCAGCAGAUCUUUGUCUCAUCACGAAGACCCCGCUGGAAACAGUUGCUGCCCAUCUGAAGAAAUGUGGUGUGAAGAUUGAGGAAGGGCCAGUUGAGAGGACAGGAGCAGUAGGCCCAAUCAAGUCUCUGUACUUCAGAGACCCUGACCACAACCUGAUUGAAGUUUCCAACUAUAUUAAUUAAGACUUAAGGUUAAAUUGUGGUGGGGACUGUUACUCUCUUAACAGUAAUAUUUGGGCCAAAAUUAUGCAAAAUAAUUGUGAACCUUUUUCUUUGUAAAUUUACUUGUGUAUAUAUAACAAAACACCUUAAAGUAAA
Messenger RNA from Clarias gariepinus (North African catfish), 546 nucleotides. RefSeq names its product glyoxalase domain-containing protein 5-like. The record is from RefSeq and is a predicted model, not a curated record. Lineage: Eukaryota; Metazoa; Chordata; Actinopteri; Siluriformes; Clariidae. The transcript has 4 exons.